This is a messenger RNA of Saccostrea echinata, 960 nucleotides long. Its product is annotated as multiple epidermal growth factor-like domains protein 10. Lineage: Eukaryota; Metazoa; Mollusca; Bivalvia; Ostreida; Ostreidae. Bases 1 to 960 code for a protein of 319 amino acids. The record is from RefSeq and is a predicted model, not a curated record. The transcript is spliced from 8 exons. Gene Ontology annotation, molecular function: scavenger receptor activity.
AUGUUCUCCUUCACAGAGUUAUGCGAGGUGAUUGUCUUAGGUUUGACGCGGCGCGUCGAACGAGAAUCCAACCCGGGUCCCCCAUCACGAUUAAUUGAUUCAUGUGAUAUUGGAAAAUUUGGACUAAACUGUGUCUUUAACUGUAGUGGUCACUGCAAGGGUAAUGUUCCGUGUAACACAGAAACUGGACAUUGUGAUACUGGAUGUAAUGUAGGAUAUAAAGGAAAAUUCUGCCGUGAUGCUUGUUCCUUUGGAAGAUUUGGAAAUGGAUGUGUGAAUAUUUGCAGCAGAAAUUGUCAUUACAAUGAGACAUGUAGCCAUAUAAACGGAAUUUGUAGUAAAGGCUGUGCCCCUGGAUAUUUUGGAUCCCUUUGUAGUAAAGUUUGUCCUGUUGGUUCCUAUGGUUUGAAUUGUUCAGGCACAUGUUCUCGUAACUGUAUUGGUACUUGUGGAAAUACCGAUGGUUCCUGUAAAUGUGCACCUGGAUUUACUGAUUCACCAAAUUGCACCAUGAAGUGUUUCCCCGGUUUUUACGGUAUAAACUGUCAGUACAGAUGUAGCGGUCAAUGUGUCAAUGAUGAGACAUGCAGCAGAUAUGAUGGAAGUUGCUCUCAAGGGUGCAAAGAGAAUUAUGUUGGGGUAGCUUGUGCCUUUCUUCAGGAAACAAGUGCUUCAACAGUAGGACUUCCCAUAGUAGUUGCAGUAUAUUCUUUAUGUUUAAUGGCCGCCUUCAUUUUCUUUUAUUUGAGACCACAAUUCUGCAUCUCUAAGUUUGCCAAACCCAAGUUUGCACCAGAAGACAUGAAGAGUGGUCAAUCCUCAUCUCCAAAGACCAGUAACUCAGAUGACGACACACACAAUUACCAGGACCUGGACGCAAUCGACGAUAAAAACUCAUAUGAAUUAAUGCAAGCAUCCGAGAAUCUGUGUGCUUAUCAAAACCUAGAACUUACAAUAUAA